UACUAAUUUUAAUGUGAUUACCCUAAUAAUGGUAACAUGUGCGUUAUGUUUUAUUGGAGGUGCUACUUUUCACAUCAUGGAUACUAUCGAUAAAAAUAAAAAAGAAGAUAUCGCCGGUUUAUUGUUCUUACCGAUAAUAUAUGUUAUCUUUCAUUUGAUUUGGGUUUUUAUUUGGUGCAACAUAGGACAACACUUGAAGAACGUGACCGAAGCUGUAUUUUAUAAAGCUAACGAGACUCCUUGGUAUUUAUUGUCGAAACAAUCAAAAAUAUUAUUAUUUUUAAUGAUAGUAAGAGCAAGUAAGCCAACUUAUGUAUCAGUCGGUAAUAUGUUUAUUGCGUCUCACGAAUUUUUUGCUCAGCUCGUAAAAAUGUCGAUGUCUUACGCCAUGGUUCUGCAUUCGAGAAACUAAUGAGGUGCA
Polistes dominula (European paper wasp) is the source of this 421-nucleotide messenger RNA. RefSeq lists its product as uncharacterized. Gene Ontology annotation, cellular component: plasma membrane. Gene Ontology annotation, biological process: detection of chemical stimulus involved in sensory perception of smell; sensory perception of smell. The record is from RefSeq and is a predicted model, not a curated record. Lineage: Eukaryota; Metazoa; Arthropoda; Insecta; Hymenoptera; Vespidae. Gene Ontology annotation, molecular function: odorant binding; olfactory receptor activity.